AUGUUUUCCUACUCGAGGAAUUCCAGCUCUCGCUGCCUGGCUCCCUGCGGCAUCUCCUGCCCCCAGCCCGUGGCCAGCACCUGGAACGAGCCCUGUGUCACCUCCUGCGGGGACUCCACUGCUGUCAUCUACCCCCCGCCCGUGGUCAUGACCUUCCCUGGCCCCAUCCUCAGCUCCUGCCCCCAGGAGAGCGUCGUGGGAUCCUCGGCACCCUCAAAUUUCCCGGGAUCCGGGAAUUUCUUGGGAUCCGGGAAUUUCCUGGGAUCCUACGGCUCCUACAAUUCCAGGAGGUCCUACUCGUCCUACGGAUCCUCCGGGAGCUGCAGACCCUGCAAGGAAUGA
This is a messenger RNA of Sturnus vulgaris (Common starling), 342 nucleotides long. Its product is annotated as scale keratin-like. Gene Ontology annotation, cellular component: intermediate filament. Lineage: Eukaryota; Metazoa; Chordata; Aves; Passeriformes; Sturnidae. Gene Ontology annotation, molecular function: structural constituent of cytoskeleton. The record is from RefSeq and is a predicted model, not a curated record.